Molecule: messenger RNA, 753 nt
Organism: Histoplasma capsulatum G186AR
Lineage: Eukaryota; Fungi; Ascomycota; Eurotiomycetes; Onygenales; Ajellomycetaceae
Exons: 1
Coding region: 1-753 (250 amino acids)
Source: RefSeq, a predicted model, not a curated record
AUGCGCCUGAACGCAGUUUCAUCCAACUCCAACUCCACCUCGACUCUUACUGUGACCGAGCCUGCUAAUAAUGAAAAUGACAAAGAAUGGGUGCGCUCUCGCAGGCUGACUGAUCCGUUGACCAGCCAGCCUGCAAAGGCGCCGCUUACAGACCGUCGUUCGUCGGAUUCUGCCGCUCGUCUUCUCCAGACUCCGAAAUCCACCUCCAACUUGGCCGUCUAUACGGGCAACAACAGCAGCAAUUCCUGCGCCAUCAGCUCUGACAGUCUAUCUGACCCUUCCCUUGCCUGCUUCUCGCCACGCAAAAUAAAUGCCCUGAAGCCUCCGACACGAACCACGCCAACCAGCAUCCCUACGCUACUAAUACAGACACCCCGGGCACAGACCACCCGUGACCUACAUGAAUUAUCUCCAGCGUCUGCCAACAAUAAUUCCGCAGCCUCUUCCACCACUCCUCCAACCACCUCCUCUUCCGCAACUUCACGUUCGCUAAAAUCCCAACCCAGCCUCGAGCCAAAGUCUCCCCAUCAGAAAAGGUCUCCCGCGUCUCGAAGUUCCUGCGGAAUCGAAACGUCAACUGGUCCACCGCCCGCGCUUUCCACACAGCGCUCCCUGUCCUAUGACAAAUCCCGGCCCAAUACAAAAGCAUCAACAGCGACUUCGCUUCAUAGACCAAGGUCUUUCGGAAGUACCGCAAGAUCGAAAACAAAACCUCAACCUCCCGUCCGGCAUCCAGCAUUGAUGAAGUCUUGA